CAGGCCGUCUAUUUGGAACAUUGUGUUCUCGUCAGCGGCGGUGCGGCCACAGUACAGCCGGAACAUUGUGUUACUUUGUGGCUGCCUUCCAAGACCUGCCUUUCAUUUCGUACUAAAAAAAAAUCCCUCCCACCGCUCCUCUCUACGCGUUUUUUCCGCCUCUGUCCCUCCCCCGAACUCACUUCGACGUGUGCGCUCCAUGUGAUCGCUGUACGGGUAUGUUUGUUGUCAUCAAGCCGAGCAAAGGACGCCGGUCUCGGGCGAGAAAAGCGGAAGUGCGACGCCCACACGGAGGAACAUCUCGUACCCGGGACGUGAGCUGCGACGCGCAGCCUUCAAGCAGCAGACACUGCCGCUCCUUUACUUCGCCAGGUGGAUCUUUCUUCACCUCCCCCCGAGAAAGCAGCAAGAACAUUGCCAGGUUUUCAGGCUACGGGGUAUCUCCACCUCCAGGCUACCUCCACACACUUCUCUUAUCUCAAAUUGGACGCAUCAGAACAUCAAUAAGUUCUCCAGCGUCACUGUGAUGCACACAGGCAGACAUGACCACUGAUCAGGAUCUUUCAAUGGACGGCCCGGCAGUCUCAGCUGAGUUUGCUACAAAAGGCGUUGAUGUCACGCCUAAAAAAGACCAAGGAAUAAUCAAGGUUGUGAAACGUCAGGGACAAGAUGGAGAGUCCCCAAUGAUUGGGGACAAAGUGACCAUCCAUUACACUGGAAAAUUCCUCACUGGGAAGAAGUUUGACUGCAGCAGAGAUCGCAAGGAGUCUUUUUCCUUCAAUGUUGGCAAGGGACAGGUCCUCAAAGCCUGGGAUAUUGGCGUUCUAUCCAUGCAGAAAGGCGAGGUGUGCACUAUACUGUGUAAGCCAGGGUACGCUUAUGGUUCCACUGGAAGUUCGGACAAAAUUCCUCCCAACUCUUCAGUGAUAUUUGAGAUCGAGCUGCUCAAGUUCGAAGGAGAGACGCUGACAGAAGAUGGCGGCAUCGUACGAAGGAUCAAAGUCAAAGGGGACAACUACUUAAAUCCUAAUGACGGUGCGACCGUCGAAGUUCAUCUGGAGGGAAGCUGCGACGGCCGAUUGUUUGACAAAAGAGAUGUCACAUUUGUGGUCAGUGAGUCGGAGGAUAAAGGUGUUCCUCUUGGAGUGGACCGUGCCAUGGACAAGAUGCAGAAGGGAGAGUGCUGUAUACUUCACUUAUCACCAAAGUAUGGCUUUGGCCAUAAAGGAAAACCAGAAUUUAAAAUUGAACCAGACAAAGAAGUUGUGUACGAGGUUACGCUCAAAGACUUUAAAAGGGCUAAGGAAUCCUGGGAAAUGGACUUGCAAGAAAAGCUGAGUCUGGCCUCUGAAACAAAGCAUAAAGGGAAUCUGUAUUACAAGCUGCCGUCAACUCCCCUGAGACACUGCGCGUCAAGACACCCGUGGAGACACCCUUCCGACUAUCAGGGGGGGCACUACUACCAGGCGGUAGUACAGUACCAGCGCAUCGUUUCCUGGUUGGAGAUGGAGUGUGGUAACGGUUUGGAGCAGCAAAAUCGCAUUAAUGACUUGCUCUCGACGGCCCACCUCAACCUAGCUUUGUGUUUCCUGCGCAUCAAAGACUUCUCCCAAGUGGUGCAGAACUGCAACAAGGUGAUUGAGAUAGACCCUUGCAACGAGAAGGCUCUGUAUCGCCGCGGUGAGGCCCGUCUGCUCCGUAACGAGUUCACCUUGGCCUUGGCGGAUUUUCAACAAGUGCUGCAGGUCAACGCUGCCAAUCGUGCUGCCCGAACUCGGAUAACAAUCUGUCGGAGCAAAAUGAAGGAAUAUCACGAGCUGGACAAGAAGACUUACGCCAACAUGUUCCAGAAGUUUGCUGAGCGGGAUGCCAAGACUGGGAGGAUGAAAAGGAAGCAAGAGGAGAGUGUGAGCAGCAGCAUGAACGGAGAAGUGGGCGUUAAACGCCGAAGGAGUCAGGACCGCCGCUCACAACAGUGACAUCUAUGUCAAAACCAAGAAGACUCCCAACAGGCAGGAAUAAGAGCUCUUGCACACUCAAAUACUCCGAUAUUUCCACUAUUUGGUCACACAGACUGCCUAUUCCUGUAACUUUUUGUUUUAUUACCAUUACAACACACUGAGCUCCAUUUUAUAAUGCUUCUAUGAUGAGAUGGGCAUCAACAGGGAAAUCACAUCCAAAAACAUUACGACUUGCAAGUAUUACUGUGUGUUAUGACUUGAACCACAUGUACAAUUUCUUCUUCUGACAAAAUGUCUAAUUUAUGUGCUGCAGAUGUCUGGAAAAACAAUUCAAAUACAGCCACAGCUUUUAGUCCAUGUUGGUAAAAAGGAUAAACAACUUACCUAAGAAUGUGCCUCAUAUAAUACUAGCUAUAUUUGAAAAGUGGAAAGGCUGAAGUCAAAAGAACGAUGCCGCACACUGCCCACACCGACGAUUGGUUACGUGCUGUUUACUUGCAUUCACCCAUGCAAUAUGUCAACGCCUUCAAAAUCGGAAGAUGUAUGACAUCACACGAAAAGGGUCUAUAGCAGGGGUGUCCAAACUUUUUCCACUGAAGGCCACAAACAUUAAUCAUACGAGGGCCAUUUUGAUAUUUUUCAUUUUCAAAACCAAUACAAUGUAUAGUUUUUUUCCCCAUCUUUUGGGCUAAGGACCCAGUAGGGUCUGAGUCAUAAAAAUGUUAAAAAUGAAUUACGUAUUUUUUACUAUUCAACGCUUGAAUCUCUAGAUCAACUGCAGGUCUAUCUGGUGAUAUAAAGUGUUAAAAAAUGUUUUGUUACAUGCCCUUUUUGUCAAAAACACAACAUAUUCCACAAAAUUCCAAGCAAAAUAUUUGAUGUGAAGUAUUUGCAGGUCUAAAAAGGUCAAUAAUUCAUAAGACGUUGAUUCAUUAUUUUUUGAGCAAUGACAUUUUUUUAAAAUCCCACUAAAAUUCUUGGGGGUCCAUCAUAAUAAAAAAAUGCUAAAAAAAAGUCUUGCAUAAAAAAUUAAAAGUCAACCCCCUUUGGUCUCAAGGUAGACUUCAGAUCUGUUCUUAUUUUUGUUUAUUUGAUGUCCUUUUGGUCAAUUUGGCAAACAAACAAUAUGCAGUAUUUUCUCAAAAAAACAUUUACAAGUGGAAGAUUUUUAUGUGAAUUAUUUACAGGCCUAAAAAGGUCGCUAAUUCUCAUAAUUUUUUGAGCGAUUAAUUUUUUUUAAAUCACACUACAAUUCUUGGGGGUCCAUCAAAAAAUGAUUAUAAAAAAAGUCUUACAUUUAAAAAACAAAAAAAACAACUCUUUGGUCUCGAGAUCAACUUCAGAUCAGUUUUUUUUUUUAUUAUUUCGGUCAAAUAAAAUUUGGCAAACAAAAUAUGCAGUAUUUCCUCCCCAAAAUAUUUUAAGUAUUUACAGGCCUAAAAAAUUCAAUAAUUCAAAACACCAUUGACUGUUUUUUGAGCAAUGACAUUUUUUUUUAAAUCCCACUAAAAUUUUUGGGUCAAAUAAUAUUUUAUUAUUUGGCAAACUAACAAAAUAUGCAGUAUUUGCUCCUAAACAAUAUUUCAAAGUGGAAUAUUUGAUUUGCAGUAAUUGGUCAACAACAAUUUAUUUUGAUUCUUUAUUGUAACCUGAGCACAUGGCAGCCUUGUUAUUUCAGCCAAGAUUGCAACUUUUUUCAUGACAUUUCACCUGCUCUUCCACUUUCUUAGUUUGUUUUUAUUUUUCAAUAUUUUUCAAAUAUUUCUUUAGAAUGUGCCGCAUUAGGUGCAGGCAGCACUUUGGACACCCCUGGUCUGUAGCAAUCCAUUUUUUUAUCAGUAGUUUCAAAUGGAAAAAUCAGUGUAUGUUUUGGUAAUUGAUAGUUUUGUCUCAUAAUAGAAAAAAAAAAAAUUGGUUCAUUUGAAUGUCCCUUUGAAACAAGAGUGAGACGGGGAGACACAAACGUUAGCAACACUAGCUUAGCUAUGUGAGCUACAUGCUAACAUACAUGCUACCACCAUGCUAGGUUAGCGUAAUCACUGAAGAACAACAUGAUCAAACUUACACGUCUGUAGCUGACUGAUAUACUGUAUGCUUGGCGAAGCUCUCGGUAGAAUUUUAAGAGGUGUAGAUGACAUACUUUUCACAAAGUGCUGAACUUACCGAGUUUAUUUAGCCAGACGGUGGUUCCAUUCUUCAUGACGUAAUGAAAACCCCCAACUUGGAAAGCGGGCGUUUGAGCGUCUUUCCUCUUGAAAGUGGAGCAAACAAGUGAGUAAUCUAGACAUACAGUGUUACUUUUAGAACAUCAUAGCGUCCCCUUUACCUGUAAAGUACAAACAAGAAGUACACGUUUUGUAGUCCCGAUGAACAUGCAAACUCCCUGCGCAUUCCUGUAAAAAAUCUUCAUACAGCUCUGAAAUUUCCAGUUUUGCCACCCUAGCAAUGAUGUACAUCAGCAUGUUUUUACACAAACAAGGAUCAGUUCAGAAAUAGCCUACAUUUAUUUCAGCUUAAAUGCAUUGCUAGAACACAGCUGCCACUGGAACACACACAUACAGUACCAUUCUGUAUCCACCCUAAAAUCAGUCAUAAAGUGGACAAAUUCUGAGUCAAAAUGCAUUAUUUUACUAGUUGAAUGGGUAUAUUUUAGCAAAAAAAUACCCCACAACAAAAGACCACUAGUGGUUGUGUUUGUAGAUAUUCACGAAAAAACAAACAUGUUUCAUUGUAUAACACAUGUAUGGUCAUUUUUAUAAGGAUAAGUCUCAGGAGUGCAUGAGAAAGUGGCAAACGUAAAGUGUAUUUCAUCAAGUAUAGCGCAGCAGCAACAGAACCAAUGUUGGCGAGGAGCAAUCUUAUCUGCGGAUCAUGCGCUGUGCGCGGAGAAGCGAAUGUAAAAUGCCAAUGAAUGAAGGGGCGCUUCAUAUGAAAUGUUAUUCCUCGCCGCUUCAUGCUUUGUCACUGUAAACAGCAAAUUUCCCCCGAUUAUUGUAGUUGUCAAAUUUCAUGCACUGGUCUUGUAGGCUAGAUAUAGUGCAGGGGUCGGUAACCUUUACCACUCAAAGAGCCAUUUUGACCUGUUUCACAAAAUAAAGAAGAUAAUGGGAGCCGCAACCAUCCUCGCUAAUAUCUACUGAUGGUCACCCAGAUAACAAUAAGGACGUGCUAUGAAGCCAUUGCCUUUGACGCCUUCAACAUGUACAAACAGCUUGCCAGCCCAGUAACAUGUUGUACGUGGCUUCCGCUGAUACACGUACACGACUGCAAGGCAUAUAGUCAACAGCCACACAGGUUACACUGAAGGUUGUGAUAUAAACAACUUUAACACUCUUACUAAUAUGCGCCACACUGUGAACCCACACCAAACAAGUAUGACAAACACAAUUUCGGGAGAACAUCCUCACAGUAACACAACAUAACAAUUACAAUUAAUCCCAUGCAUCCAUGACUCUUCCAGGGUAUAUUAUAAACCCCGCUAGCACCAAUCCCCCCCUUCCGUGCGUCGGUUGAAGUGGGCGGGGUUGGAGGCGCGGGGGUGUAAUAUAGCUUGGAAGAGUAAUGGAUGCAUGGGAUUCUGGGUAAUUGUUAUGUUGCGUUUAUGUUGUGUUACUGUGAGGAUGUUCUCCCAAAAUAUGUUUGUCAUUCUUGUUUGGUGUGGGUUCACAGUGUGGCGCAUAUUAGUAAGAGUGUUAAAGUUGUGACAAUGGGUUCACAGUGUGGCGCAUAUUAGUAAGAGUGUUAAAGUUGUUUAUAUCACAACCUUCAGUGUAACCUGUAUGGCUGUUGACUAUAUGCCUUGCAAUCUCGUACGUGUGACGAUAGAAGCAGCGAGAUGCAUGCGUCAGGCCCGCACGCGGAUAGCAUGGUGUAAAGGCGGGCGAUGACAUGUUGUAGAGGUCGUUAAAAGUAAAGCCAUCACGGCACGCCCUCAAUAUUGUAGUCCAAGUGAAAAUCGGAGAUGUUAACCCUAGGUGAUGUCCGGGAGAGGCACCAAAAUCCGGAAACACCCCGAAACAAUCGGGGGGGUCGGCGAUUAUGCAGCUGAGCCAUAUGCAGCUGAGCCACAUCAGAGUGGCCAAAGAGCCGCAUGCGGCUCCGGAGCCGCGGGUUGCCGACCCCUGAUAUAGCGGAAUUCACGUUAAUCAGGGCCAAAAUGUAUUUUUAAUUUCAAGUCUGAGUCAUAUAUUAUGACAAUGAUUUCACACAAAUAAACAGCGCCUCCAGGAUUUUGCAGAUGUCGUUGUCGGCUUUUGCUGCAUUUUUUUCAGAAAGUAACCUCAAAAAGCACAGGAUUUCAACAGAAAUACCGUAUGGAUGUUUUACUCAUUUCAUACUGCACAAACUUUAAAAGUAGACACCAGAUUCUAGUAAAAAGGCAUACUCAAAGAGGUUUGUACUGUUUUAAUUCAUUAUAACUAGAGUAAUAGUAAUUCCAAUUACAGAGAGAAACACUACCGAAAGACUUCUUUAUUGUCCGCUGUCACCCACAAUUUGCUUGGAAAAGUAUUUGUCCAUCUAAACAUUCAUUUAUUUAUUACUAUUUGUUCAAACACAUUCACCUUUUGUGAACUGUUAAAAGCAACCUAUAGUGCUCCUUUUUGUUGGCGUAUGAGAGGUUAUCAUCACACUCCAACAUCUCUAAUAUGUAACUGCGGCCUCUUUGCUAGGUUAUGCAUUGCAAAUAAAAAUAUACUACAUUACACAGAAGGCUCAGCGCUUUUAGACAGGAAAAAGGAGUCGGACUCAGCUAAGCGUUGAUAGUAGAGAUGGUAUUUAUGGCUCUUUGAAGGGAGCCAGAUCUUGAGGAACCGUUCCUUUAAAAAAAAAAGACUGACUCAUUGUUGUAUUUCUUUUUUUUGUUUAUUAUUAAGUUGUUGUUUUUUUUAAUCAAGGAAUUGGAUGUAGAAGUUAGGAUAUUUAGAUCGGAACAAUUCAAAGUUAUAUAUACAGUACACUAAUGGUGAUUAAAUAUUCUGAAAUCUUAUUUUCGUUUAUUAUUAAGUUGUAUUUAUCAGGGAAUCACAGGUAGAAGUUAUAAGAUUUAAAUCAGAAUAAUUCAAAGUUAUGUAUACAGUACAAUAUUGGUGAUUAUCCAUCCAUCCAUUUUCUACCGCUUAUUCCCUUUUGGGGUCGCGGGGGCGCUGGCGCCAUCUCAGCUACAAUCGGGCGGAAGGCGGGGUACACCCUGGACAAGUCGCCACCUCAUCGCAGGGCCAACACAGAUAGACAGACAACAUUCACACUCACAUUCACACACUAGGGCCAAUUUAGUGUUGCCAAUCAACCUAUACCCCAGGUGCACGUCUUUGGAAGUGGGAGGAAGCCGGAGUACCCGGAGGGAACCCACGCAUUCACGGGGAGAACAUGCAAACUCCACACAGAAAGAUCCCGAGCCUGGAUUUGAACCCAGGACUGCAGGAACUUCGUAUUGUGAGGCAGACGCACUAACCCCUCUGCCACUGUGAAGCCCAAUAUUGGUGAUUAAUUAUUCUGAAACAUCAAUAAUAAUAGAUUUUUGCUAAUGUUUUACAACAAAUGCCAUUAGGAAAUACCAUAUCCCAUAUCCAGUAAAAAUAUUUAUAAGAAAACUUUGUAGUACACAAACAUGACCUAAAAAAAUGUGUAGGGGUAAAAUUGUGAAUGCAAAAUAUUACCUGGACUACUUUCAAACAUGCCUGGGUAUUUUUUAUUUAAAUGGCUCCCAAAAAAGCGACACGCAAAUGCGAAUAGGUUCUUAUUGUUCAACGUUCUUAUUGUUCACUUAAAAGAAGUGUUCUAAAACUCGUUCAUGAAUUGGCCCAAUUGUGACAUCUCAAAAUGUUGGAGGGACUGAAUAAAGUGCGAACAUUUUUUUGGAUGUAAAUUGCCCCAAUUUUACUGGCAAACUACUUACUGUAUUUCCCUUGAAUUGCUGCCGGGGCGCUAAUUAAUUUAAAACCUCUUCUCACUCCGGCGCUUAUCAAAGGCAUGCAUGCGGUAAAGGCAAGCAUGCGCUAAUUAUUUUAAAACCUCUUCUCACUCCGGCACUAACCAAAGGCAUGCGUUAAAUUUAGGCCUGCGCUUAAAAAUUUAGUGUGAUGUAAGGAUACCAUCAUGAAAAGCACAAUAAACAAAAACGUUAUUAUGGUCUUACCUUUACUUAUAAAGUCCUUGCGCAGCUCUUUUCUGAUCAAAACCAUCGAUAACUUGUUUAUAGAAGUCUUCCUUAUCUUUCUUCAGUUUUAAAACUCUCUGUGUCAAUAGCUUGGACGUUAAAUGCUACUGAAUAGCUCUUAAUCUUCCCUUUAUGCGAUUUCAAAUUAUUGAAAUCAGCCUCCUCCAUUUUAAAUGAUGACAGGGGAAGUGUCACUCGUGACGUGACGAUUUUGACCCAGCGGUAAUACUAAGCAUGCGCUAAUUAUUUUGCAUACUAUAUACCUGGCGGCAAUUCAGGGAAAUACGGUAGUCAGCAUUAAUGGAUGGGAUGAUUGUAAACAACAGUAGGACAAAAAUAGUAUUUUAAAGCGUAUGCAGAGUGUGACUAAUUGUCAUUAUUAUGUCUUCACACUUGGCUGUUUUUUUGACUUGUUUUGCGUGGUUAUCAACUGAAAGAUAAAAACUCAGCAUUUGUCCACAAUAUGACUGCAGGGCUUAACUUUGCUCUUGCAUAAUACAAACAAUGAGGUUUAGUGGCAGCUUUUUGAAACUUAGGGCCAGACUCCCAUUGUCAUAUAUUUGGUGACAGAUCACAGAAAGUAUGUUUUAUGAUGAGGGACAGUUCUGGAGCUUUAAAAAUAAUGUUGAAAUUGGGAACAUUUAAACAGAGCAACCAUUUUUUUUUAUGCCGUGAACAUUUUGUUCAGACGAUGCACUCGAGUCGAGGCAAUCUUUUGACUUCAAUGUCUGUAAAGACCAGACAAUAAAUAAUCUUGCAAUGUUUUAUAAACAUUGUUUAUAGAUUGGGAAAAAAACCCUUAUCUGUCUUAAAUUAGUUGUGUGAGUGUUUUUUUCAUUUCUAAAUGUGUUGCUUUGGCUCAAAACAUUUUGUACAGUGCUGGCUGUUGAGGAUGAAGUACCUUUUCUAAUAUAAAUGAUCAUUUGUAGUCUAAUUUAUAUUCAUAUUCGGGUCAAAUGUAACUCUGACCAACAGUAAAACAAGAUUGCUUUGAAACGGAAGCUACGGGUUAUGUUCAACAAAGUUUACACACUGCAAACGACACAAUCCUGUUUUUAUCGACCUGCCAAUCAAAUACAGUCACAAACCAUGUAGAGUGCAGGUCAUGUGUGGUAUAAAUAUAUAUUUUAUUUGUAUUAUUUUGCACGUGAAAAUGAGUUAAUAAACCCGAUGUUUGCAUUA
This is a messenger RNA of Nerophis ophidion (straightnose pipefish), 9300 nucleotides long. RefSeq names its product FKBP prolyl isomerase 5 (gene fkbp5). The coding region runs from base 543 to 1979 and encodes 478 amino acids. NCBI's taxonomy places the organism in Eukaryota, Metazoa, Chordata, Actinopteri, Syngnathiformes, Syngnathidae. The record is from RefSeq and is a predicted model, not a curated record. The transcript has 13 exons. Gene Ontology annotation, molecular function: peptidyl-prolyl cis-trans isomerase activity; protein binding.